Molecule: messenger RNA, 3669 nt
Organism: Exophiala dermatitidis NIH/UT8656
Lineage: Eukaryota; Fungi; Ascomycota; Eurotiomycetes; Chaetothyriales; Herpotrichiellaceae
Product: histidinol dehydrogenase
Exons: 1
Coding region: 635-3373 (912 amino acids)
Biological process (GO): L-histidine biosynthetic process
Cellular component (GO): cytoplasm
Molecular function (GO): phosphoribosyl-ATP diphosphatase activity; metal ion binding; phosphoribosyl-AMP cyclohydrolase activity
Source: RefSeq, a predicted model, not a curated record
CAAGUUUCUAAGGAACAAAUUUCGUCAAAACGGAGAGGUGAUCUUCAGCCAGGCAGCCGCCACAUAUUACCGUCACCGUGGAUGUCUGGAGGUGGUCACAAUCGCGGCCCCUCUGAUAUUACAGUGGUAGUACUAGUACCUACCUAGGUAACAUUGCUGCUGUUCAUCUGAUUACCGAAAGAACAACGACUACUAAAUACAUACCUACGUAGUAAUUGCGGGUUGGGGGUUCCGCAAAUAACAGCGCACUCUGCCAUCGGAGUAUCAUUUGUCUCUUAAGCUUAUUUAAAGUACCUCUGCUACCUCGUCUUCGCAGCGUUGAGUUUGAUUUCAAGUCGUAGUCCGACCCUGUCGGUGUGGGCGGAAGGUCACGCUACGUGUCGACGAUGAAAGGGACAAUCAUGUCGAACCAACAUGCCACGACGAUGAUUUGGGCGGAAGCUGGUUGGUUGCAGGGACGUUGUGGCAUGACAAUUGGACGUCGGUUAAGUUGCCCAAUGCAGCGCCCUUAUCCUUAUCAAAUGCGAUAACUUUUUCCCGCAUGAGUUGAGUCAAUCAUCUCCUCCGACGGGCACAGUUGACACCAUUUGCAGCCCUUUUGCACUGCUCCUGCACUAUAUCAAGCAUCUCCAAGAUGGGUGUCGGCCUCCUCGUGUCUGUUGAAACUGGGGAGAUACUGUCGGAAAAGCCAAAAGGACUGACUCUAGACCAAGUCGGUUACUUGGGACAAUGCCUCGUUGAUGCCACCCCCGAGAACUUUGAGUCGAGCCUUUCUUUUCUGCGGCAGAACUUCUCGAAACUUGCUAUCAAUUACGAUGUUCGGAAACUCAAGAGCUGGGACAACGUAGUUGACCUGCUCAACAAUGGCGCGACGAAGCUAUUCGUCACAUUUGAACAGUUAAAAGCCCUGUCUCAGGAGCCUACGAUAUCUCCCGAUCGCCUUGUCCUCACCAUCUCGCUGGUCAACCCUAAGACCGAUAUCGGCAAAUUGAAGUCUUUUCUGGAGACGAAUCCGCAAUGGAUGACGAGAGAAUGGGCGUUUGACGGCGAUAAAGGCAAUGAGGAGGUAGAUGCGGUUCUGAAAGAGCUGGGGAACUACCCUCCAAGCCCCGAUCAGACCAUCUUUGUCAGAGUCUCGGACGAUUCAGAAGGACGGAAUCUGCUUCACGAGUAUCCCGGAAAUGCGCUCAUCGUAUCUUCCAAGCUCUUGACUUUCGAUCAGACAAAGGAGGGACACGAGAACCUGAUUCCUGCUUUGGAUUUGCUGCUUGCCGGCGCCACUCCUGACCGCAGAACCGGCCUUUACGCUACCACUGUGGUAGACGAACGUGGCGUGGCCUUGGGUCUAGUAUGGAGCAGCAAAGAGAGCCUGGCCGAAGCUCUCAAAACUGGAACCGGGGUCUAUCAAAGUCGUAAGAGGGGGCUGUGGUAUAAAGGAGCGUCGAGUGGGGACACUCAGGAGCUCAUUAAUAUUUCCUUCGACUGCGACAAAGACUGUUUGCUCAUGAGGGUGCAUCAAAAGGGCCGAGGGUUCUGCCAUCUGGCGACCAUGUCGUGCUGGGGUAAGGUCUCUGGACUAUCCCGACUGCAACGGACACUUCAAGAGCGCAAGGUGGAUGCACCCGCGGGCUCCUACACCGCUCGGCUCUUUAGCGACCCGAAACUCGUCAACGCAAAGAUCAAAGAAGAAGCAGACGAACUUUGUGAAGCAAGCACCAAGGAAGAGAUCGCCUCUGAGGCAGCAGACUUGUUCUACUUUGCACUGGCACGGUGUAUAGCAGCGGAUGUGACCUUGGAGGAUAUUGAGAAGAACCUGGACCUGAAGAGUUUGAAGGUCAAGAGAAGGAAGGGCGAUGCCAAACCUCAAUAUGUCGAAGAGAAGCCUCCCAAGGAAGAAAGUCCCAGUCAGACGAAUGGGAUCAACGGUCAGCAAGACGAGCAAGUCAGAGAAGCCGUUUCUGUGCCGAAAUCGCCCUCGGAUCCGGCGGGCAAGACGACUACAGGGCGGAUACAACUGACACGAUACUCGACUUCACAAGCAUUCUCUGAUGACGUUAUAAAGGCUGCCCUGCAAAGACCGUCACAAAAGUCCAACGAGAAGAUUAUGUCUCUGGUCCACCCAAUCAUCGCUGAUGUUCGCAGUAACGGUGAUUCCGCAGUCUUGAAAUACACCCACAAGUUCGAGAAAGCAACAAGCCUCACGUCACCAGUUCUGAAAGCACCUUUCCCAGAAUCCCUCAUGCAGCUGCCAGAAGAGACUAUCAAAGCAAUCAACAUCUCUUACGACAACAUCCUGAAGUUUCAUUCUGCCCAGGAAUCACCGGCUCCUUUGGUAGUUGAGACCAUGCCCGGUGUCACCUGUUCCCGCUUUUCUCGACCAAUUGAGAAGGUCGGGCUUUACAUUCCUGGCGGUACGGCAGUGCUGCCCUCCACCGCACUUAUGUUGGGUGUGCCAGCAAUGGCUGCGGGAUGCAAGAAUAUUGUGUUGGCCUCGCCUCCAAGGUCUGAUGGCACCGUUAGCCCCGAAAUUGUGUACAUUGCCCACAAGGUUGGGGCGGAAUCGAUAGUACUGGCUGGUGGCGCUCAAGCUGUUGCUGCGAUGGCUUAUGGAACGGAGUCAAUCACCAAGGUUGACAAAAUUCUUGGCCCUGGCAAUCAGUUUGUUACCGCGGCGAAAAUGAUUGUGAGCAAUGAUACAUCCGCUGCCGUGUCUAUUGAUAUGCCUGCCGGUCCGUCCGAGGUGCUUGUGGUUGCCGACAAGACUGCCGACCCAGCGUUCGUGGCCAGCGAUCUUCUCAGCCAGGCGGAGCACGGCACAGACAGCCAGGUUGUUUUGAUUGCGAUCGACCUGGAUGAGCAACAGCUGCAGGCCAUUGAAGACGAGGUGCACAAGCAAGCGCAUGAACUUCCCCGAGUGGACAUCGUGAGAGGUGCAAUUGAGCACAGCGUUACCAUCUCGGUCGGCAGCUUGAAGGAAGCCAUGAAAUGGUCCAACUACUAUGCGCCGGAGCAUCUUAUCCUGCAGAUUGAAGAUCCACGAUCGGCACUUCCCGACGUCCAGAAUGCGGGCUCCGUGUUUAUCGGUGGCUGGACACCUGAGUCUGUCGGCGACUACUCAGCCGGUGUGAACCACAGUCUACCAACAUACGGUUACGCCAAACAGUACUCCGGAGUUAACCUGGGCAGUUUCAUGAAGAACAUCACGAGCAGUGAGGUCAACGAGAAGGGUGUGGGAGAGGUCGGCUAUGCUGUCAUGGAGCUUGCCAGAUGUGAGGGUUUGGAUGCCCACAGAAGAGCCAUGGAGCUCCGCAUGGAGAAACUGGGCCUUGUUGAGAGAAGGAGUGCGCCGAAAGCCGUGGAUUCCGUGGCUUAAGGCAACGCUGUUGUACAUGUUGGAAAGGAGGACGUUGUGCAAGCGAUGCAAUGAACACGACGGCCACCUGGCCUGGAUCUCAUGAUAGCGUUCUAUUAAGCCGUUGUGGGGAUCCUCUCGAUGAGUGUUGUGUCUCUCAGGUAUUGAUUGCAUAGACUAUCAUCUAGCUGUAGGGCAUGGUGAGAUGGGUAUAAUGAAAUGGCGACAACUUAGAAUUGGACCUAUAGACUCCUUCUCAAUUGUCCGCGUUAUAUAAGAUUGUUGAGCAUCCUACGAAUAGACAGUUGAUGGAGCAG